Molecule: messenger RNA, 1695 nt
Organism: Agrilus planipennis (emerald ash borer)
Lineage: Eukaryota; Metazoa; Arthropoda; Insecta; Coleoptera; Buprestidae
Product: delta(24)-sterol reductase
Exons: 2
Coding region: 86-1684 (532 amino acids)
Biological process (GO): steroid metabolic process
Cellular component (GO): cytoplasm; membrane
Molecular function (GO): FAD binding; Delta24(24-1) sterol reductase activity
Source: RefSeq, a predicted model, not a curated record
UUAGGUUAAAUUAUAGGUUAUCUCGUUGUUGUUAUCAGAAGAAAUGUACUUAUUCCGCUUUAAAUAGGCCUUCUCUUUUACAGAAAUGAAGCAAAAUAAUUGGAAAAAUAGAAUUAUUAAUUUCCUGGAGGAAAAUAGAGCGCUGGUGAUCAUUGCUUUUUGUUUACCAGCGAGUUAUAUUUUCGACUUUAUUUUGAACAUACAAAAGUUUCUAUAUCAUUUCCUAUUUAGCAGCCCUAAAAGUCAUGAUCAAAGGGUCAGGAAAAUACAAAGGAAAGUACAAGAAUGGCACAAAUUGCCAACGAAUAAUAAAAAGUUGCUAUGCACUGCACGUCCUAAUUGGCUAAGUUUAUCGACGAAAUUUUUCCAGAAAAAUAAGUGCCAUCAAAUCCCCAUCAAUUUGUUUGAUAUUUUAGAAUUAGACGAGCGAAAUUUAACUGUUCGAGUCGAGCCUUUAGUAACAGUUGAUCAAAUCACGAAGUUUUUGAUUCCGAAGGGAUACACACUUGCUGUCACUUUAGAAAUUGGAGAUGCAACUCUAGGGGGGCUUGCUUUAGGUACUGGUAUGACCACACAUUCUCAUCAAGUCGGCUUGUACCAUGAAAACGUAAUUUCUUAUGAAGUAAUCUUACCUGAUGGAAGUUUGAUGAGAGCAGCUGAAAACGAGAAUCUAGAGUUGUAUAAAACAUUGCCCUGGUCUCAUGGCAGUUUGGGUUUCCUUGUUGCACUUACUUUGAAGUUGGUUAAAAUAAAACCUUAUGUUAAAAUCACAUAUAUACCUAUUGUAGGGCAGGAAAAUUAUUGUAAUUUGAUUUGUAAAGUGUCUGGAGCUGAGAGCAAGGAAGACCCAGUUUCUGACUAUGUGGAAGCUACAAUUUUCAGUAAAGACAAAGCUGUAAUUAUGAAGGCUGAUUAUUCAAACUUUGAUCCCAAUUUUAAAGUAAAUAAAGUUGCUAGGUGGUAUAAGCCAUGGUUUUAUAAAUACGUAGAGUCAUUUUUAAGUACAGGACAACACACAGAAUUAAUUCCUCUACGAGAUUAUUUAUUACGACAUAAUCGAGCCAUCUUUUGGGUAGUUGAAUCAAUGAUACCAUUUGGAAACAAUCCGAUAUUCCGGUUUUUCUUGGGCUGGUUGUUACCCCCAAAACCAGCUUUCCUCAAGUUUACCACCACACCAGGUGUACGGGCUUAUACAUUCACUAGACAAGUGUUCCAGGACAUAGUUCUGCCUAUACAAGAAUUGAAAAAGCAAAUUGACAUUUCUUGCAAACUUUUCGACGUAUUUCCUCUUCUUGUGUAUCCAUGCAAGGUUUACAAUAAAGGACAUUCGUCGGGACAGUUAAAAAGACCACCGCAAAAAUACAUCGUAAAACAAACCGAUUAUGCAAUGUACAACGAUCUAGGAAUUUAUGGCGUACCUGGAUACGUGAAAAGAAAAGAGAAAUAUAAUCCCGUCGCGGCAAUGAGAGAAAUGGAAAAAUUCACUCGCGAUGUUGGAGGUUUCUCGUUCCUUUACGCAGACAUCUUCAUGACCAGAAAGGAAUUUGAAGAAAUGUUCGACUUGGAACUGUAUGAACGCGUACGUAAAAGAUAUGGACUAGAAAAUGCUUUUCCUCAUCUUUAUGACAAAGUUAAACCUGAAAUCGACGUGUUCGAAGUUGGCAAACAAUUUGAAAUUAAAUAGUUUAUGAAAUA